This is a messenger RNA of Saprolegnia parasitica CBS 223.65, 327 nucleotides long. RefSeq lists its product as hypothetical. The coding region runs from base 1 to 327 and encodes 108 amino acids. The transcript has a single exon. The record is from RefSeq and is a predicted model, not a curated record. NCBI's taxonomy places the organism in Eukaryota, Oomycota, Saprolegniomycetes, Saprolegniales, Saprolegniaceae. Gene Ontology annotation, cellular component: U5 snRNP; U4 snRNP; commitment complex. Gene Ontology annotation, molecular function: RNA binding. Gene Ontology annotation, biological process: RNA processing; spliceosomal snRNP assembly.
AUGAAGCUCUCGAACGAGACGGUGACCAUCGAGCUCAAGAACGGGACGGUCGUGCAUGGCACGGUCACAGGCGUCGACAUUAGCAUGAACACGCACCUGAAGGCCGUCAAGAUGACGGUCAAGGGCAAGAACCCGACGUCGCUCGACUCGCUGAGCAUCCGUGGCAACAACAUCCGCUGCUACAUUUUGCCCGACUCGCUCAACCUCGACACACUCCUCAUUGACGACACGCCCAAGCAAAAGGUCAAGGCCACGGGGGCCGGCGCAAUGGCCGCCAAGGGCCGCGGCCGAGGCCGUGGGCGCGGUCGUGGGCGCGGCCGCCCGUAA